This is a messenger RNA of Torulaspora delbrueckii, 2409 nucleotides long. RefSeq lists its product as uncharacterized. Gene Ontology annotation, cellular component: nuclear inner membrane. The transcript has a single exon. Gene Ontology annotation, molecular function: chromatin binding. The record is from RefSeq and is a predicted model, not a curated record. Lineage: Eukaryota; Fungi; Ascomycota; Saccharomycetes; Saccharomycetales; Saccharomycetaceae. Bases 1 to 2409 code for a protein of 802 amino acids.
AUGGAUACAAAGUAUUUGGAGCCCGGGUUUGACCCUAGCAGCUUGAAAGUUGCACAAUUAAGGCGAAUUUUGACGGAAAAUGGUGUUGAAUUCCAACCACAGGCUAAGAAGAAUACACUGCUGGGGCUAUUUAACGAGCAUGUUAAGCCCAAGAUACCUAAACUGAGAAGGAGAUAUGAAAACUUAUUGCCCAGUGAUAAGGGAAUUGUAACGGUUGGGACUGUCAACAAAAAGAAGAAGAAGAAGAAGAAUAAGCUGGAAAGUAACCCGUCCGGCUCAGAGAACUACGAGGCCGAUAUUAACGCUAGUAAAAGUGACACUCUUGAUCCAAGUGCGCAUUUGAAGGAAAGCACGCCGUUUAGCGAUGUUAAUGAGUUUCAGCAAAGUAGUGGAUUUAAUCGGAAAGCUAGGAAACGUAAAGUAACUGAGGAAUCCAAUGUUAAGGAUGCAGACGGAGAUUUGGAGAUGGACAUGAAAGUGGAAGAAACUGAUAAGAAGAGGAGACGUAAGAUUGGUGAGGGUGAUCAUACCCCCAUCACUGAUAAAGUUGCUCGUAAGACAACAAAGAAAUCACCUCAUAGGUCUUUGACAAUUGACAAGUUUGAGAGUUCGUCUUCGUCGGAUUCUUCGUUCAAUGAAUCGUCCAUCUUGAACGUAUCCCGUCGCGAUCAGUCGGGUCACUUGUCUAUGGAAGUUGCAUCUCCUAAGAACGAUUUUAGCUAUGGUAAGAGAACUUUGGCACCGGAUUUGACAAAAUUAAAGGUUUCACCAGCUUUUGAAGAGGAGCUAAAAAUGGCAUACAAGGAAAGUUCUGUACCAGUUCUUGCCCGCUCCGAUUCGCAGUCGGGACAGGAUAAAGAAUACGCAUCGGGCCCAGCAGAUGUGUCAUUGGAAAAAAACGAGUCUUCGAUAUCUGUAACACCAGUGCGCAGCGAACCUGCGUCUGAGGAGGAGGUGGUGCUAUCAGAAGCCACUGUUUCUAAGGAAGAGGUUGCGCCAAGGGAAAGUUCCACGGACGAAUUGGAACAAAAAAAUUACACACCUGAGCUGAUCACAGAGCAAGACGUUCAAGAAAGCGAUGAUCGUGUUAAACAUAUGCAGGAAGUUAUUGACGAUAUAAAUGAGAAGGCGCAGGAGACCCCACGGAGAACAUAUUCCAAAGUCUCUUCCUUCUUCAAGUCGCUUGCAACAACUUUACAGGCGUUAUCCAUAUUUUUCCUAGUGAUGACGCCUAUUAUUUAUGGUCUCUGGUACCGUGAGCAAAGAGUUCUUGUUGGUUAUUGUGGACAUGAGAUUGAAUCGAGCCCGUCACUUGACUUUGAAUCGCCAGUGUUAGCUGAAUUUGGAGAUCUUUUAGAAGCACAAAAACCAAGAUGUUUGCCCUGUCCUGAUCACGCUAUUUGCUACCCAUACAUGAAGAUGAAGUGCGGACCGGAGUAUACUUUACAACCAAAUAGAUGGAGCUUACAUGGUUUGAUUCCACUGAGUGAUGCAUGUGUUAAGGACAGCAGGAGAGAAAAGUUGAUCGGUGAGGUAGUCAAGAAAUCAUUAGAGUUCUUGAGAACCAAGAACGCUCAACAUUCAUGUGGAGAAGGGAAAGAUGAUCUCAAAAGCGGGAUGACCGAGGAGGAACUUUACCAAAUAUUUUACGAAUCUCGUGCGCCAUGGAUUAACGAUGAAGAAUUUGAUGAACUAUGGGCUCAGGCUGUUGCUGAUUUGAUUCAAGAGCCCGAAAUUACCUGGAGGCAAGUGAGUAACAUUUUCUUUGAGAGCAAUUCAAUAUCGAGAGCACUUUUUACUAACGACUUUAAUCAAUAUGUGCAGUUAUCAAACGGUAAAUUUGAAGUCCCUGAUAGCCCCAGUGACGACGCUGAGACCGAUGGUCUUCAAAGGGCGGAAGGACAUCUUUCACAAGCAAACGGAUACGAAAAGAACAGGGUUUUUCGCUCGACAUCCAAGAAGUACAUCGGCCUCAGGUGUAGAUUUGAAAGAGAAAUAAGCAAUACAUAUCACAGGUUUUCUCAUUUCAUUUGGACAGUGAUCACAAUUAGCAUUCUGAUCAAACUAAUCUCAUACAAGAUCAGAAAUUAUUACAAACAAAGGGAGGCAGUGGAUCACAUUAGCAAGAAAGUUAUAAUAAGAUUAAAGGCAACUAAGAAACAACAGCAAGGAGCCAACUUCUUGAGCACAGUCCAACUUAGAGAUGUAUUAUUGGCUGAUAUCACCGAUCUCAAGCGUAAAAAUUCGAUGUGGCAGAGAGUUGUGAGGAAACUCGAGAACAAUAACACCAAUGUCAAGUCCAGCUUGAUGGAGAUCCAUGGUGAAAUAAUGAAGUGCUGGGAGUGGGUGGGGCCAGUGGAAAGUGAGCCCAAUAAUGAGGAGAGAGAGCAUGGCCGACAGCAAGAAUAG